AUGGCUUCUGCCAUCUUUUUCCUGGACUUGAAGGGCAAGACCCUCCUGGCCCGGAACUACAGAGGAGAUAUCCCCAUGUCCGCCGUGGAGAAAUUCCCUGUGCUGCUUAGCGAAGCAGAAGAGGAGUCAUCAGCAGUACCGCCCUGCUUUUCACAUGAGGGAAUCAACUACCUUUACAUCCGCCACAACAACCUCUACCUCCUCGCGCUGACGAAACGAAACACGAAUGCCGCCGAGAUACUUCUCUUCCUGCACAAGCUCGUCGAUGUCUUCACAGAGUACUUCAAGGCCCUGGAGGAGGAAUCCAUCCGCGACAACUUCGUCAUUAUAUACGAGCUCCUCGACGAAAUGAUGGACUUUGGUUACCCCCAGACGACCGAAUCCAAGAUCCUUCAGGAAUACAUCACCCAAGAGUCCCACAAGCUGGAGAUACAGGCACGACCGCCCAUUGCCGUUACGAACGCCGUGUCAUGGAGAUCCGAAGGAAUUCGGUACCGCAAGAACGAGGUGUUCCUCGACGUCGUCGAGAGCCUCAACCUCCUCGUCUCUGCUAACGGCAACGUGCUGCGCUCCGAGAUCCUCGGCGCCAUCAAGAUGAAGUGCUAUCUGUCCGGCAUGCCUGAACUGCGGUUGGGACUAAACGACAAGGUCAUGUUCGAGACAACGGGGCGGACCACGCGAGGCAAGGCCAUCGAGAUGGAAGACGUCAAGUUCCACCAAUGCGUUCGGCUAUCACGAUUCGAGAACGACCGCACCAUCUCCUUUAUUCCACCCGACGGCGAAUUCGAGCUCAUGUCCUACCGCCUCAACACCCAGGUCAAGCCCCUGAUUUGGGUCGAGUGUGUGGUUGAGAGCCACUCGGGCAGCCGCGUAGAGUACAUGGUCAAGGCUCGAGCACAGUUCAAGCGGCGCAGCACGGCAAACAACGUCGAGAUCAUUGUGCCUGUACCGGAGGAUGCCGAUUCACCCCGGUUCCGAACAAACAUCGGCAGCGUACACUACGCACCAGAGCAGGCCGCCAUUGUCUGGAAGAUCAAGCAGUUUGGAGGCGCUAAGGAAUUCCUCAUGCGGGCGGAGCUAGGCCUUCCAAGCGUGCGCGGUGACGAUGAGCAUGGCGGUGGAAUGACUGGUGGCUUCGGAGGAAGCAUGGGUGGUGUAGGGGGCCCGGGUAAGGGUGCAAAGAGGCCAAUCCAGGUCAAGUUUGAGAUUCCUUACUUCACGACGAGUGGAAUCCAAGUGCGCUAUCUGAAGAUCACGGAACCGAAGCUCCAAUACCCGUCCUUGCCAUGGGUCAGGUAUAUCACACAGUCAGGCGACAUCGCAGUGAGAUUGCCGGAUGUUGUGUAG
Molecule: messenger RNA, 1347 nt
Organism: Diaporthe citri
Lineage: Eukaryota; Fungi; Ascomycota; Sordariomycetes; Diaporthales; Diaporthaceae
Exons: 4
Coding region: 1-1347 (448 amino acids)
Biological process (GO): intracellular protein transport; vesicle-mediated transport
Cellular component (GO): clathrin-coated vesicle; clathrin adaptor complex
Molecular function (GO): clathrin-cargo adaptor activity
Source: RefSeq, a predicted model, not a curated record